This is a messenger RNA of Etheostoma spectabile (orangethroat darter), 1154 nucleotides long. RefSeq names its product ADP-ribosylation factor-like protein 4C. Lineage: Eukaryota; Metazoa; Chordata; Actinopteri; Perciformes; Percidae. The transcript has a single exon. Gene Ontology annotation, molecular function: GTP binding; GTPase activity. Bases 393 to 971 code for a protein of 192 amino acids. The record is from RefSeq and is a predicted model, not a curated record.
CAGGGAGUCCUUCAGGCUGGAGGGGAGGGGAGGGGGGGGGUGGGUUUGUGAUCACCGCUGUCAUUCCCAGCGUUGUCCUGCAGGAGAAGUGGAACUGUGGAGCUUCUUCGUGGCCAAAUGGAUGCGAGUGCGUGCUUGGAAUACUAAUGAACGGCGCGCUGCGUCCUGCCGUGGCGCACCGCGUCCCCUGCUGCUCCUGAGGGUCACAGCAGAGCCGAUCAGUCUCCUAGAGAUCACCGGGGCCUGCAGCCCCCCCCCAACCUUUAGCAGCACCCCAGCCUCCACACAGAGAAUAAAUGAGUGGGUCCUGAGCACCAGAGUUGCUUUUUUUCCCACACUCCUGGAUUAAAAAAACACUCCCAGCUGCUGCUGUGGGGGGAAAAAACGCCAACAUGGGCAACAGCUUCUCCAACAUCUCUGCCUUCCAGUCUCUUCACAUCGUCAUGCUGGGCCUGGACUCUGCGGGGAAGACCACGGUCUUGUACAGACUCAAAUUCAACGAGUUUGUGAACACGGUUCCCACGAUCGGGUUCAACACGGAGAAGAUCAAGCUGAGCAACGGCACGGCGAAGGGCAUCAGCUGUCACUUCUGGGACGUCGGGGGCCAGGAGAAACUGCGACCCCUGUGGAAGUCCUACAGCCGCUGCACCGACGGCAUCAUUUACGUGGUGGACUCUGUGGACGUGGACAGGCUGGAGGAGGCCAAAACGGAGCUGCACAAAGUCACCAAGUUUGCGGAGAACCAGGGCACGCCGCUGCUGGUCAUCGCCAACAAGCAGGAUCUUCCCAAGUCGCUCGCGGUGGCGGACAUUGAGAAGCAGCUGGCCCUGCAUGAGCUCGCCCCCGCCACUGCCUACCACAUCCAGCCGGCGUGCGCCAUCAUCGGCGAGGGGCUUCACGAGGGCAUGGACAAACUGUACGAGAUGAUCCUGAAGAGGCGAAAGUCCCUGAAACAGAAGAAGAAGCGGUAACGACUGCUGCGACAGUGUUUUAUAAGGAAUUCUCCGGGUUCUGCCAGUGUGGCCCUGCACAGGUUUACUUUGCAGUGAUUUAAAAAAGACAAGACAAAUGAUUCAUGGUUUGGAUUAAAGCUGUUCGAUACGGGAGAUGAUCAGGGUCACAUGUGAAAAUGUAUUUGAGGUCUGAGGUUCAAG